Monomorium pharaonis (pharaoh ant) is the source of this 970-nucleotide messenger RNA. It is a transcript of the gene Mdh2, whose product is annotated as malate dehydrogenase, mitochondrial. Gene Ontology annotation, biological process: tricarboxylic acid cycle; malate metabolic process. Lineage: Eukaryota; Metazoa; Arthropoda; Insecta; Hymenoptera; Formicidae. The record is from RefSeq and is a predicted model, not a curated record. Gene Ontology annotation, cellular component: mitochondrion; cytoplasm. Gene Ontology annotation, molecular function: L-malate dehydrogenase (NAD+) activity.
CCGGCUUCGUCUCCAACCGGAGAGCGCCACUUGCUGUCAAUCGAACCUUGCGAAGGUCACACGAGUGUCUUUGGGAUAUAUUCGGAGUGUGUGCUCUUUGCUCUCCUCGCGAAAAUUUUCACGUUCAUUUGACGUGACAUUCACUGCCGUCGACAUGCUGCCCCGAUUCCUCAGGCCCGCUAUAAGUGUCACCCAGCAAGGCGCGAAGCGACUAUCGACAAGUGCCACGCGAGAUGCAAAAGUCAGUGUCAUGGGAGCGAGCGGUGGCAUCGGCCAGCCACUGUCUCUGCUUCUCAAACAGUCACCUCUUGUUACGGAAUUAUCGCUAUAUGAUAUCGUAAAUACACCUGGUGUUGCCGCAGAUCUCUCACACAUGAAUACCGCUGCAAAAGUUAAAGCUUACAAUGGUCCGGAGCAGCUUAAAGAUUCUCUUAAAGGUGCUCAGGUUGUUAUCAUACCUGCGGGUGUUCCACGCAAACCUGGCAUGACGCGUGACGAUCUUUUCAAUACAAACGCCUCCAUCGUUCGGGAUUUAGUCGCUGCGAUGGCCGAAGUUGCGCCAAAGGCCUUUGUAGCAAUCAUCUCGAAUCCGGUCAACAGCACGGUGCCAAUCGCGUGUGAGGUGCUGCAGAAAGCUGGGGUCUUCGAUCCUAACCGCGUAUUCGGAGUGACCACUUUGGACAUCGUUAGAGCCAACACAUUCAUCGCAGAAGCGAAGGGUCUUGAUCCGCAGAAAGUCAAUGUCCCAGUCAUCGGUGGACAUAGCGGCAUUACUAUUAUUCCAUUAAUCUCCCAGUGCACACCGUCGGUAUCCUUCCAAGAGGCUCAACUGAAGGCGCUCACGGAGAGAAUUCAAGAAGCCGGUACAGAGGUUGUUAAAGCCAAGGCGGGAACUGGAUCCGCGACUUUGUCCAUGGCUUUUGCGGGAGCACGAUUUGGUAUUUCAUUAAUUAGAGCGUUGAAUGGAGAA